GCGAGAGGCGGCUCUGCUGAGGCGAUGAUGCAUCGGUGGCGUUUGACUGUGUGAAUUCGCAUCCUCCAUGGCGCCGGGUCGAACCGAGGCAAUGUAAGAAAAAAGAAAGAAAAAUCCGACCUCCGAGCCGCUUUUCUGUUUUUUUUUUUAUGAGCUUGAAAAAACGACAGGAGAAGAUGUCAUAUUUCGACGCGGGGUGCGAGGAUGCCUGUAGCUGUGGUUGUGUCAUUGCUGCGGCACAGUCCGGAGCUCCCCAGCUCAAGUCCGACACAACUCAUCUCAGCUGAACAGGAGACGAGGAGCGAGCAGGCAAGUGCCUCACCAGCCUACCUCAGCCAUCCAGGAGCCCGUGCAUGUAUGCGGGCAGAGGCCGAGCGAGUGACACCCUGCAGGGAGGCAUCUCUUUGCACCGUGGGUCUGGGGCUUUCCAAAAACUGCCACCUCCUCCCAUCCGUCUGAGGACUGCUGCGAGCUGACAGGCUUCCUGAUGCUUUUUGGAGGGCAGCCCCGAUGCAUCUUGCGAGUGUGAACAACUCGCAGAGCCCAGUGCCAGGUUUGCAUCGCCAGACAGGAGCCAGAGCAGACGGUAACUCCGUGUGUGUCAUGUUAGAGGCUGAACUCCUGCCUGCACCCUCCAGCUCUGCAGCCAAAAUCUCUGACCUGCCCUGUCUGACUGAGCCACCACGGUGCAACGACGGGAAAACAGUGUGAACCAGCACCAGCAAUUUGCAGACAUUACUGUAAGUGUGACUUUCCUGGCAAAGGCCCCCGCCCCCCUCCCAGCACCCCACCCCAACUUUCAAAAUAAGAGACACAGGAAAGCAGGGUCAGGAUGCAGGUGUCCUUCGCUUGCACCGAGCACAACCUCAAGAGUCGCAGUGAGGACCGACUUUGUGGCCUUCGCACCGCUCCACCUCCUGGGGGAAGCAGUGGAGGACAAGGGGGCGGUGGCGGUGGAGGAGGAGGCGGUGGCGGCGGAGGAGGAGGUGGCGGUGGAGGAGGUGGAGGUGGUGGACAAGGGAGCAAUGGUAACCACACCUCCCAGGGCUCGGUCAAGACCAGGGACGGGUCCGGGUCCCGUCAUACGCCGCAGGGCCAUGCCCACAUGAAGGAGGCCAUCGGGCGCCACACCAGCAUGAAGUAUAGGAAUCUGGGGAAGUCAGGCCUACGUGUUUCCUGCCUCGGGUUAGGCACCUGGGUGACAUUUGGAUCACAGAUCUCUGAUGAGAUGGCCGAGAACCUGAUGAACAUAGCUUAUGAGAACGGAGUGAACCUGUUUGACACGGCGGAGGUAUACGCCUCUGGAAGAGCGGAGAUCACUCUGGGGAACAUCAUCAAGAAGAAAGGAUGGAGGCGUUCUAGUUUUGUCAUCACAACUAAGAUCUAUUGGGGAGGCCAAGCAGAGACAGAGAGAGGACUCUCCAGAAAGCACAUUAUUGAAGGUUUAAGAGGAUCCUUAUCAAGACUCCAGCUCGAUUAUGUGGACAUUGUUUUUGCCAACAGAAAUGAUGUCAACAGUCCGAUGGAAGAGAUUGUACGGGCCAUGACCUUUGUAAUAAACCAGGGUAUGGCCAUGUACUGGGGAACCUCACGCUGGAGUGCCAUGGAAAUCAUGGAGGCGUACUCAGUGGCGCGCCAGUUCAACCUGAUACCACCUGUGUGUGAGCAGGCGGAGUACCACUAUUUCCAGAGGGAUAAGGUCGAGGUGCAGCUCCCAGAGCUCUACCACAAGAUCGGAGUGGGGGCUAUGACCUGGUCUCCACUUGCUUGUGGAUUAAUCACAGGGAAGUACAGCGACGGCGUGCCAGAGUGCUCCAGAGCGGCAAUGAAGGGAUACCAGUGGCUGAAGGAGCGGGUGAACAGCGAGGAGGGCCGCAGACAGCUCGCAAAAAUCAAGGAGCUCCAUCUACUGGCCGACAGGCUGGGCUGCACCGCUGCACAGUUGGCCAUAGCCUGGUGUCUGCGUAGCGAGGGAGUCAGCUCUGUACUUCUGGGAGUUUCCAAUACAGAACAGCUACUUGAGAACCUGGGUGCCCUCCGGAUUUUAACCCAAAUGACCCCACAAACCAUUACCGAGAUCGAUGCCCUGCUGGGAAACAAGCCACACUCCAAGAAAGAGUCGCGGGCCUGAAGAUGCAAAUCUGAGUGACGGACGAUGUUUUCGAGGAGACAAAGACGACAACGACACCGGGAAACAUCCCUUUUCGCUCCGCUCUAUACUCAACAACUUGCAUGUCCUCGGCAACAUUAUGCUUCCAGUAUGUGCGCAGAUCCAUUUUUGCGCAGUACAUUGUUAUCAUGUAUGAAAAAAGAAAAAAGUCUUUCAAUUGUGGGAAAAAAAUACAACAGGUCAUAUAUUCGCUCGCUGCCGAUUGUUCAAAGAAUACCGGCCGGAGCGCCGCUUCUCUGUGAUCCACUGAAACCGAGAGACGCUGACAGAUCCUCAACUGAUUUGUCUUGUGGUAAUGAAAAGUUCUAAUGUGUGUGUGUGUGGGGGGGGGAAACACCUCUGUGCUAAAACAAAACUCUACUGCGUGAAAGGUGCUUUCAUCGGACUCCUGAGUCUCCUCCCCACGCAGCCGCCUGUUAUUCUGUAUGAUGUUUGUUACCCAGCAGCCAGAGAGCCAAAGGUUAGUGCUCUCGUGUCUAGCCUAACAUUUCCCAUAGUGUGCAUGUGACUGGUCUGCCAUGCUCACUGCUUUACAGGGUUGGGAAAAAAAGGAUUUACUGGCCUCGAGUCUUUGGAGUGAUCUGACUGUUCAAAAAAUAAAAAUGGAUCCACUGUG
This is a messenger RNA of Platichthys flesus (European flounder), 2786 nucleotides long. RefSeq names its product voltage-gated potassium channel subunit beta-3. Lineage: Eukaryota; Metazoa; Chordata; Actinopteri; Pleuronectiformes; Pleuronectidae. Gene Ontology annotation, cellular component: voltage-gated potassium channel complex; membrane; cytoplasm. The record is from RefSeq and is a predicted model, not a curated record. The coding region runs from base 833 to 2131 and encodes 432 amino acids. Gene Ontology annotation, biological process: regulation of potassium ion transmembrane transport; potassium ion transport. The transcript has 14 exons. Gene Ontology annotation, molecular function: transmembrane transporter binding; potassium channel regulator activity; voltage-gated potassium channel activity.